Nezara viridula (southern green stink bug) is the source of this 2559-nucleotide messenger RNA. NCBI's taxonomy places the organism in Eukaryota, Metazoa, Arthropoda, Insecta, Hemiptera, Pentatomidae. The record is from the annotation of a GenBank genome assembly.
AUGCCUGGGAAAUUAAAAGUAAAAAUCAUUGCCGGAAGAAAUUUGCCGGUAAUGGAUAGAAGCAGUGACACUACUGAUGCUUUUGUUGAAAUAAAAUUGGGAACAGUAACUUAUAAAACUGAUGUUUGCCGUAAAACUUUAAAUCCACAGUGGAAUUCGGAAUGGUAUAAAUUCGAGAUGGAAGAUGCUGAGCUGCAAGAUGAACCUCUGCAAAUACGAUUGAUGGAUUAUGAUACUUAUUCAGCUAAUGAUGCUAUCGGAAAAGUCUAUCUUAAUUUAAAUCCUUUAUUAUUACCCUCUUCUCUAGUUGUUUCUCAAGACUAUUCAAAUCUCCCUAACAAUCAAGUUAAAGGUUUAACUAUUAGUGGUUGGCUUCCUGUUUAUGAUACCAUGCACGGUAUUCGAGGUGAAGUAAAUAUAGUUGUUAAAUUAGAUUUGUUUGAAGAUUUCAAUCGUUUUAGACAGUCGUCAUGUGGGAUUCAAUUUUUUUCAAGCUCUAUGAUUCCUGAAGGUUACGAACUAAAAGCCAUUCAUGGAUUUGUUGAAGAAUUAGUUUUUGCUGAUGAUCCUGAAUACCAAUGGAUUGACAAAAUCCGAACUCCAAGAUCCACUAAUGAAGCUAGGCAGACAUUAUUUUUUAAACUUAAUGGACAAGUUAAGAGGAAGAUUGGACUAAAGGUUUUAGAUAUUGGUGCUAAUUCAGUCGUUGGAUAUAAGCAGUGUUUUGAUCUGGAAGGAGAAUGUGGAGUUGUUGUCAGGGGUCUUGGAACUGCAGUCACCUUAGAUCCUAUCACAUCAUUAGAAUUUCAAGAGACCAAAAGAGAACCUUCUCCGCUCUGUAGGCGAUCAUCUGACUCAGACAUUAGUGUUGUUCCACGAGGGAAUAGCUUGGUAAUCACCGACAAACCCAAUAAACCGAUUCCGGCUGUGAGACCUACUGAGCCGUUAGACAUGGGAGAAUAUCCUUUCCUAACACUCACUAAAUAUCCAGCAGGGUUUAUUCAGCAUAUUGGAGGAGUUGUGAGUGCUAGGGCAGUGAAACUCUUGGGUGUUGAUGAAGCUGAAACUCGUGAUUCCUGGUGGACUGAGCUGCGAUUGGAAGUCAGGUCUCAUGCUAGAGCUCUUGCAUGCAAUGCUGUUAUUGCCUAUUCGGAACAUACAACUGUUUGGGAUGAUGUAUGUAUUCUCAGUGCAAGUGGUACUGCAGCUGUGAUCAGUCAAAACCCAAACAUCAAACAAAUGGAUAAUGAUGAAACUGGCUGUUCGAUUUAUCAUAUUCCCUACAAUGAAGCUUCACAUCCUUUUCGAAUGAAGCUCUCCAAGUGUCUUCAAUGCAAGAAUGGAAAAGUUGGAGAAAUACUUCUAAGCACAGCUGAUUUAAUGGAUGGUUCAAAUGUCGACGGCAAAGGUAGCUUGAUUCAAGCGUCUGUAACACGGGUGAAAAGGGAAUGUAAAGGAGAAAUGAACGCCAAAGAGGUUUCAGAUGCAUUGCCUUUUAUAGAAUAUGAGCUUCACACUCAGUUAAUGCAUCGGCUUAGUUCAUCUGGUUGCAAUGGUAUCAUUGGCCUUAAGGUGGAAAUAUGCCUGGGAGAAAGAAUAUUGGUUGGAUAUGCUACAGGGACUGGUAUAAGACUAUCUGCACUUCCCCCUCCUCUUUCACCGACUGAAAAUAAUGAUCUUGUUGGCUCUGAUGAAGACGAUAUUGAAGAGGAACUCAGAGAAUUGGACUUGAAUUCCGGAAACAAAGAAACCAACAUUGUGGAAGUUGGUAAUGAUUGUGGAGGAGGAAAUGUUGGGGUCCCUCCCGAUGGUUUUCUGAUUAGUACUACUCAAGGUAUUCCUGGGGCUUCUGCGGUAGGUCUUGUACCUGUUAGAAAUUUACAGAUGUUUACUCAAAUAUGGAAAGCAAAGAUGUGUCCUUUGCCAUCAUCAGCAUCAAUUUCUUCACAGUUUCAUCGUUUACUUCAAGGUGUUUAUUUUAAACUGCGAGGCAUGACUCCAUGUGCCCUAGCGAACUUGAAAGUUAAAGUAGAUCUUCCUCAACCUGAUGAUCUACAGAUAUCUGUUGUUGGAAUGGCUGUUGGCUUAGCUGAGAUUGAGAAACAUUUGAAUAAUUGCAACUCGAAUAUUGAUGGUAUUGAGUUGAAAAUGAGCAGAGUAGAUGAGGAAUCUGCAAAGAAUACUCCUACAAACCGACCAUCGAGAAAGUCUAUUCAUACACCACCCAGAGAGCAAAGGUAUGGAGUUGAUGUUACACCUUUGUGCUAUGUGCCUGGUGCCCGUAUUAGUAAUUACUUGGGAAAUCUAAAUUUUUUCUUCAUAAGAGAAAGUUCUUGUAUACGUGAAUCUGGAGGAUUAAGCUCUUUUGUCCAUGGCUUUGUAGCUGAAGUUCUUGCAAUAGUUCGAGCCCACGUUACUGCUAUUGGAGGAAAUGCUCUAAUUUCUUAUACAAUGUCAGAAUGUUACCUAAUGAAUAAUACUCAUAAAAAUCAAGCACAGUGUUUAAUAAAUGUUGGAGGAGAUGCAGUUUUUGUCAAGUAUACUGAGUGUAAUGUGUAA